AUGGCUGGUCUUGUGGACACGCGCCUGCUGGGGCGACCGAACAAGCACUCAGGCAACCGCGACGAAUUCCCGACCUUCAGAUACCAGCUGAUCUGCUACUUGGGUGCCAUCGACCCGAAAUUGGCACAAGCAGUCGCGACAGCAGCUACCCACGGCAAUGUCAUUGCGCUUUCAGAGAUGGGCGACGAUAACAAGCAGUUUGCAGCGACGAUGGGAUACAUUCUAUCACAGUUGAUUGGAGGCAGCGCGCUAACCUUGGUGAUGAAUUGUGAGCCAGGCAACGGCCUGGAGCAGUGGCGACGUCUUUGUCUACGCGAGGAUGCGGCUACUGGCUCCGACGAGGUGACGCAGCUGCAGCUUCUUGUGAACACAGCGUUUUCAGGCAAGUGGGAGACCUACGUCGAGGAGCUCACGAAGUUUCUACUGGACAUCAACCGAUAUCAAGAGAAGUUCUCAGAGGUGAUGUCUCACACCCUUGUCCAAGCCUUGAUCAAGAAGAACACGCCCGAGCCGCUGAAGACUCAGGUGAUGAUGCAGACCUUCACGACUCACCAGAUCCUACGGGAGACUUGCGAGGCCUUCGCUCAGCAGAUGACGCAGCGCGACCCGAGGGUGACCAAGAAGAAGUUCGACCCGAACGCCAUGGACGCGGGCGCUUCCGACAAGGGCGGCAAGGGCGAUUCCAAGGGCAAGGGCUUCGGCGGCAAGUCGGACCAGGAGGGCAGCGGUGGCAAGUCGAGCAGUCAAAGAAGUGCUCGGCAGAGUUCGGGCGGCAAAGGUGGCAAGGGCGACGGCGAGAACAAGAUGCAGAGCAAGAAGGGCGAGACGAAGCUCUUCGACGGAUGGUGUUCGAAUCCCCACUGGGGCAAGUACGGGCACAAGAUCGCGGACUGCAGGAAGUACGGCGGCGGCGCUAUGACGGAGAAGUGCAAGCUCACGGGCGAGCCAGGUCAGUCUCUGCGAUCCAUUACUGGUAAGGGUAUUCGGACUUGGGGUAAGCGGACGUUGACGGGUGAGGUCUUCGAUUCGAACACGUCGAUCCCUGCAGAACUAGACGCCACGCCAGCUGAAGUUCGUAGAGGUGCCCUUUCAGUUGCAGAGAUGACUGAUGCAGGUUAUUCGGUACACUUUGAUCCUGACGGAGCCAAGAUGUUCAAAAACAACAAGAAUGUGCAGCACGAGAUAGAUAAAGCGAUCGAGUCGACAGUGACUUUGCGGUUACGACGGAAGGUGAAUGCGUUUCUUCUUCCCAUGCAGUUCAAGGGUCCGACAGGCUACGAGUCCAUCAUCGGCGAUGUCGAGGACAACUCUGAGAAGGACGACGUGCAGAUGAAGGAGGAGCCUGUCGAGACACAGCCUGUGGAGGUGCAAGCUGACAGUGGAGCGGACAGAAGGACAGGCUACCUCAUGGGAGUUGUCGUGGAAGCUAAAGGCAAUCAGAGCUACGCAAAAGCGGCCAUCAGCGAGUACCUGGACGAGCUUGGCUACAUGAGUAUGGAAGUUCAGUUAGACGGAGAACCAGCACUGGAGGCACUCAUGAAUGGAGUGAUUUCGGAGCGUAUCAAGAAGCUCGGCAAAGAGGCAGCUGAAGCUUAA
This is a messenger RNA of Prorocentrum cordatum, 1596 nucleotides long. The record is from the annotation of a GenBank genome assembly. NCBI's taxonomy places the organism in Eukaryota, Dinophyceae, Prorocentrales, Prorocentraceae.